Sardina pilchardus (European sardine) is the source of this 2808-nucleotide messenger RNA. RefSeq names its product interferon-induced GTP-binding protein Mx-like. Gene Ontology annotation, cellular component: nucleus; membrane; cytoplasm. The transcript is spliced from 12 exons. Lineage: Eukaryota; Metazoa; Chordata; Actinopteri; Clupeiformes; Clupeidae. The record is from RefSeq and is a predicted model, not a curated record. Gene Ontology annotation, biological process: defense response to virus. Gene Ontology annotation, molecular function: GTPase activity; microtubule binding; GTP binding. Bases 168 to 2075 code for a protein of 635 amino acids.
AGGGCGUCAUCCAUUCCGGGAGGAGUGACAUUCAUUUUUUCAAAAUCGAAACUUGUCACACAUUUCAAUGCGAGAGUGCUGUGUAUGUGGCCAGCUAGGACAGAAGAAGAGAAAGGAGAAAUAUUCUUGAAGUAUUUUGAAGAAAACCGACCAUCUUUAAAAACAGAAUGUCUAAGAAGAAUUCUACCAUGCUUGAAGAAAUCAGCCAUCUUUCCCAGCAUUAUGAAGAAAAAGUGCGACCCUGCAUUGACUUGGUGGAUUCCCUGAGGUCCUUGGGAGUGGAGCAGGACCUGGCUCUACCCGCCAUUGCGGUCAUAGGAGACCAGAGCUCAGGAAAGAGCUCUGUGCUUGAAGCUCUCUCAGGAGUGGCAUUGCCAAGGGGCACUGGCAUUGUUACACGCUGCCCCUUGGUUCUGAAGCUGAAGAGAGUUAAAAAUGGUGCUUACUGGAAAGGAAUGCUUUCAUACCAGAACCAUGUCAAAGUGGAGCUGAAAAACCAGGCUGAAGUGGGGGAUGCCGUUAAAAAAGCUCAGAAUGCUCUUGCUGGAGAAGGGAAAGACAUCAGUCAUGAGAUGAUUAACCUGGAGAUCCAUUCCACCAGUGUACCUGAUCUGACUCUUAUUGAUCUGCCUGGCAUUGCUAGAGUUGCCACAGGUAACCAGUCCCAGGACAUUGAAGAACAGAUUAAAAAACUGAUAGAAAAGUUCAUUAAGAAGCAAGAGACGAUCAAUUUGGUUGUGGUACCUGCAAAUGUUGACAUUGCCACCACAGAGGCCCUGAAGAUGGCUAAAACAGUGGAUCCUCAUGGGGAGAGGACUCUAGGGAUCCUAACAAAACCUGACUUGGUGGACAAAGGGGCGGAGGAGAGUGUUGUCAAUACUCUCAACAAUCUUGUCAUCCCACUCAAGAAAGGCUACAUGGUGGUGAAGUGUAGAGGCCAGAGGGAUAUCAAUGAUAACAUGUCUCUGGCCAAAGCACUGGACAAGGAGAAGAAGUUCUUUGAAAACCACACCCACCUCCGCACUUGUCUGGAUGAAGGGAAAGCCACCAUUCCUCACCUAUCAGAACGACUAACCAAUGAACUGGUGUCUCACAUCAAAAGAUCCCUUCCCCAGUUGGAGAAACAGAUUAAAGACAAACUGGAGAAGGCUGUUACAGAGCUGAGGAGGCUGGGAGAUGGAGUCCCUCAAGAUGAGGCUGAAAGGGCCAACUUCCUCGUUGAGAAAAUUAACAGCUUCAACCAGGUUCUCACAGACAUGGUUAGGGCAGAGGAGGAGGUUGGAGACUCCCAGACAAGAGUUUUUACAAACAUUCGGAAAAUGUUCAAAAAAUGGAAGACAGAUCUUGACAGUAAAGCCAUCGACUUAGAGGAGUAUUUACGUGAUGAGGUAGAGGAUUACAACGUAGCUCACAGAGGCAAAGAGCUACCUGGCUUUGUGAACUACAGGACAUUUGAAACCAUUGUCAAAAGACAUGUGGAGGACUUGGAAGAACCGGCGAUGAAUCUCCUACGAGCUACCACAGAUAUCAUCACUACUGCUGUGAAUCAGACCACCAGCACCUUUUUUGAAGCUUAUCCCAGUCUGAUGAGAGCCGCUAAGGAUCCACUGGAGGACCUUAGAGAACAGGAGUUCGAAAGGGCCGAGGAGAGACUGAAGUCACAGUUUAAGAUGGAGAGAAUAAUUUAUUCCCAAGAUGGCCUCUACAGCCGCCAUUUAGAUGCUGUCAAAGCGAGACCUGAAUCUACCAAUCUUUCUGCCAUGCGUGCUGCCCAGAGAGUUGCCAAGCCUGUCAAUGCAGACAUUCGUGAGAUGGCUCAACAUCUAAGCGCCUACUACAUGAUCACCUCCGAUAGACUGGCCAAUCAGGUGCCCCUGAUUGUGCUGUACCACAUGUUGGAGCAGUACACUGUUAAUUUGAAGGCUGCCAUGUCAGGCAUGAUCAGACACAAAGAUGCAGACAGUUUUGUCCAGGAGAAGAAAGACAUCGCCUUGAAGAGGACGCGUCUUUCUGAGCGAAUUGAGAGAUUGAAGAAGGCCCGUCAAGUUCUGGCCAAGUCUGUGCCAGAUAUAUAGAUGUCAAAGGUGUUUAGAACGUAUGAGUCUUCUCCUAGUUCUAGUUCAGAAUACCUGUUUUUUAGUUUAGUUUUUAAAUCACUGUCACACUCAGCAUUUAUUGCAAUUGUUAACCUUAUGUUUUCUCUGUAGUGACCCAACAGUUUGUUGUGAAAUGCAGUUACUGAAUAUUCAGCCUUCACAAUAUACAGCAUUCAAUAUACAGCGGAGUCAAAUUAGAGCACCAUCUGUAGUGACAUAGCUUCUCUGAGUUGAAAUAUGAUAGAUAAAUAUAUAUAUAUAUAAAUACAUUUUGGGAAUGUUAAAAGGUUUGUGGAACCACCCUGCUAACUUUACACUGUAGAAUAGUUUUUUCAUAGUUUUAUUAGUUUUAUGACAAACACACACACACACACACACACACACACACACACACACACACACACACACACACACACACACACACACACACACACACACACACACACACACACACACACACACACACACACACACACACACACACACACACACACACACACACACACACACACACACACACUCACUCACUCAUUUGGGAACAGAUAUCUGUGAUGUAUGGAUUUAUAUAACUUUUAAUGUACUGCAUUUAGUAUCUUAUAUUGUUUCUGUUACUUCUGCCAUGUCAUAUAAGAACAUCAUUUAAGAUAAAUUGUCUUGAAAGGAAAACAUUCAUUAACAAAUGAUUUGUGAUGAUUGUGAAUGAUUCAGUAAA